Messenger RNA from Scleropages formosus (Asian bonytongue), 6520 nucleotides. It is a transcript of the gene slkb, whose product is annotated as STE20-like kinase b. Gene Ontology annotation, molecular function: ATP binding; protein serine/threonine kinase activity. Lineage: Eukaryota; Metazoa; Chordata; Actinopteri; Osteoglossiformes; Osteoglossidae. The coding region runs from base 652 to 3918 and encodes 1088 amino acids. The transcript has 18 exons. The record is from RefSeq and is a predicted model, not a curated record. Gene Ontology annotation, biological process: protein phosphorylation.
GACGGGAAGGGGUAUGUGGUGUCUGACUAACGAGGAAUGAGGACGCGUAUAAUUCUUGGAUUUUGAGGAAAAAAUGUGAUUUUAUUUGAUGGACAACAGACAUUUUCGGAUUUUUUCUUAUUAACUUUUUAAAAAAAUUAUUAUUAUUCUCCCUUAAUAUUGGAAAGGGAAAGGAGCUCCAGUCUGGGCCGGAGCUCCCGGUUGUUCUCGGGAGUUUGACGAACAACCGACACACUGACUGACACUCCGCCUUCGGCUGUGAAUUUCACAGUUUCUCUGCAUUUAUAGUAUACAUUUUAUCUCAUACGCGAUUAUGUAUAAUAUAUAGUAUGGAUCUUGCCAGAUUAUUCGUGUGAAUUCCGUUUGUUUACCGAAGAGCAGUAGUAGUAACCCGUUACCCAGCUAAUUUACACACAGAGUCACAGUGAGGCACGUCGUGUAGCGCAACGCGGGUAGUAACUAAACUUGUUGGUUAGGUGCCUAACGAGUCGUGGUGAACUGGUUAUAAAUGUCCGAAAAGUGGUGUUGGUGUUAUAAUUUUGUCUGAAUGUAAGCUGGUCAAAGCUAAUUUUGGCCGUCUGUACCGGGAAUCGACGGCGCAAAAGGGAAAAAACGUCGACGAAAAGAAGCAACGAAAAAAAAAACAAAAAAAUGUCGUUCUUUAAUUUUCGCAAAAUCUUCAAACUGGGCACAGAGAAGAAGAAGAAGCAGUAUGAGCACGUCCACAGGGACGUGAAUCCGGAGGACGUGUGGGAGGUGGUGGGGGAGCUGGGGGACGGCGCCUUCGGCAAGGUCUACAAGGCCCAGAACAAGCAGACAAAUGUCCUUGCUGCAGCAAAGGUGAUUGAAACCAAGAGUGAGGAAGAGCUGGAGGAUUACAUGGUGGAAAUUGACAUUUUAGCAUCAUGCGAUCACCACAACAUAGUCAAAUUGCUGGAUGCCUUCUAUUAUGAAAAUAAGCUGUGGAUAUUGAUUGAGUUUUGUGCUGGAGGUGCAGUAGAUGCUGUAAUGUUGGAGCUGGAGAGGCCUCUUACAGAGCCCCAGAUCCGUGUUGUGUGUAAACAGACCCUCGAGGCUCUCCUUUACCUCCAUGAACACAAGAUCAUCCACAGGGAUCUCAAAGCAGGGAACAUUCUUCUCACUCUGGAUGGAGAUGUAAAAUUAGCUGACUUUGGUGUGUCUGCAAAAAAUACGAAGACGCUACAGAGAAGAGAUUCUUUCAUUGGGACACCAUACUGGAUGGCGCCUGAAGUGGUUAUGUGCGAGACCUCCAAGGACCGGCCAUACGACUAUAAAGCCGACAUUUGGUCCCUCGGCAUCACGUUAAUUGAGCUGGCUCAGAUUGAGCCCCCAAACCACGAGAUGAAUCCAAUGAGAGUCUUACUGAAAAUAGCAAAGUCAGAGCCACCUACCCUGAUGCAGCCUUCCCGAUGGUCACCAGAGUUCACUGAUUUUCUGAAGAAGGCUUUGGAUAAGAACGUUGACAACAGAUGGCACACUGCGCAACUUCUGCAGCAUCCUUUUGUUGCAAACGUCAACGAUGACAAACCACUUAGAGAGCUAAUUGCUGAGGCAAAAGCAGAAGUCACUGAAGAGAUUGAAGAAGGUAAAGAUGAGGAAGAAGAGGAAGAACACGAAUCACAGCUGCAGCUUGUUCCCGGACACAAGCGAGCUCCAUCAGACGCCAGUAUUGCAAGUUCUGAAGAUGAGAAACUUUCACAAUCUGUGUCAAUUAUGGAGUCUGUCUUGGAAAAGGAGAAAUCUGAACAAACAGAGGAUAAGUCUAGUGACAAGCUCUCCGAUGAGGGCAUUGGCACUAGUGAAGCAGACAAAACUGAGAAUGAGAAGCUGAACGAGAACAUGUUGGACACCAGCAAUGAAGACCUAGAAAACAGAGAGGACCACUUGGCCAGCCCAGAGGAACCAACAUCUGAUGACAAAAAUGUUGAAGAGACUUUCGAGGUACCAAGUCCAGACAAAGAUGAUACAAGAAUGGAGGAUUCUGUACAGCUGAGUGGAGAGGAUAAAGAGGAGGAGAAGUCAGGGAUAGAAAAGGAAGUUCCAGAGGCUAAGAAAGGACCUGAAACAGAGGACAUCAAGUCAGUGGAGGAAGAGAGUAUGCCAAAAUCCAGCACAGAAGAAUCAAAUGAAGUUGUAAGCACAACAGAAUUAGAAACAGAACUUGCUGUAAAAAAUCCUGAAGAAGUUCAACUUCAGGUAGAACCUGAGAAGAUGGAAAGGAUAGUGAAAGUGGAGAGUCCAUUAGAGAAGGACAUUGACGAGAAGGAGAAAGAUGCAGUCAAGAACAAUAAAGAUAUUGAAAAUGAAGAAUCUGUUGGCAAGGUUUCCUCCGAACAAAUAGUAGCUGUGGAAGCUUCUGAAGAUGUCUGUGAUUCAAAACCAUCUUCUGCUGGAGAAGAUGAAGAAAAAGAGAGCUUGAAGGGGGAAGAGGAAGAUAAGUCUGUAGCCCCAGCUCCAGUACUUGAGAAAGAGGUAGAUGUGUCAGUCAAACCUCCUGGAGAAAAAGUUAAAGAGAAGGAUUCUGACUCAGGAAGCAGCUCCACAGCUGACAACAGCAGCAUUGAUCUCAAUCUGUCCAUCUCCAGCUUCCUAACGAAAAACAAAGAAUCCGGGUCCAUGUCUGUACAGGAUGCCAAGAGACAAAAGAAGACUCUGAAAAAGACUCGCAAAUUUAUGGUGGAUGGUGUGGAGGUCAGAGUCACCACAUCAAAAAUUGUUACUGAUAAUGACACCAAAAAUGAAGAAAUGAGAUUCCUCAGGCGGCAGGAGCUGCGUGAGCUACGCCUUCUGCAGAAAGAGGAGCAGAGAGCCCAGCAGCAGCUGAGCAACAAGUUGCAGCAGCAGCGGGAGCAGAUCUUCCGCCGCUUUGAGCAGGAGAUGACAGGCAAAAAACGUCAGUAUGAUCAGGAAGUUGAGAAUCUCGAGAAGCAGCAGAAACAGACCAUCGAGAAGCUGGAGCAGGACCACACCAACCGUCUGAGGGAUGAGGCCAAGCGCAUCAAAGCAGAGCAGGAUAAGGAGCUCUCCAAAUUCCAGAACAUGCUGAAGAACCGCCGGAAGGAGGAGCAGGAGUUCCUACAGAAGCAACAGCAAGAGCUGGACAGCGCCUUAAAGAAAAUCAUCCAGCAGCACAAGAGUGAGCUGGCCACCAUUGAGAAGGACUGCUUAAACCACAAGCAGCAACUCAUGAGAGCCAGGGAGGCUGCUAUGUGGGAGCUGGAAGAGCGUCACCUGCAAGAGAAACACCAGCUUCUGAAACAACAGCUCAAAGACCAGUACUUCAUGCAGAGACAUCAGCUGCUCAAAAGACAUGAGAAGGAAAUGGAGCAGAUGCAGAGGUAUAACCAGAGGCUGAUUGAGGAGAUGAAGAAUAGGCAGGCACAGGAGAGAACUAGGCUGCCCAAAAUCCAGCGCAGUGAUGCCAAGACACGCAUGGCCAUGUUUAAGAAGAGCCUGCGUAUUACGUCUGCUGGGGACACCCCUGAGCAGGAGAGGGAGAAGAUCAAACAGUUUGCUGCACAAGAGGAGAAGAGACAGAAAAAUGAAAGGCUUCAUCAGCACCAGAAGCAUGAGAAUCAGAUGAGGGACUUGCAGCUGCAAUGUGAUGCCAACAUUCGGGAGCUCCAGCAGCUUCAGAAUGAGAAGUGUCACCUUUUGAUUGAGCACGAGACCCAGAAACUGAAGGAGCUUGAUGAAGAACACAGUCAUGAACUAAAGGACUGGAGAGAGAAACUACGCCCCAGGAAGAAGGCACUCGAAGAGGAAUUUGCCCGAAAACUGCAGGAACAGGAGGUCUUCUUCAAGAUGAGCGGAGAGUCCGAAUGCCUUAACCCUUCGGCCCAAAGCCGAAUCUCCAAAUUCUAUCCCAUCCCCAGCGUGCACUCUACAGGAUUCUAAACUGCUCCAUUUACACACCCCAAGAGGUUCUUCUGAGUCUGGAAUGGAUGGCACCAUAGGAGCCUCUUCCAUCUUCACUACAGACAAUCUGUGUGAACUCGGUGAUAACUCCUAACAGUAGCUGGAUCCAGACUAAACAGUCCGAUGCUACCAACUACAUUUUAGGAAGGAUGCCAUGAAUGAUUUUGUUCAUGUGUUCUUCAACCAUUUGCUUUAACUUAAAAUCCAAAUUGUCCUUGUAGAAUUUUUUGUUAAAUUUGUUCUGAAAAAAAUGCUCCAGAAGUUUUUGCUGCAGUGUUUCGCAUUUAUGUUUCUUGUGUAUGACUUUCCAAGCAGCUGAGUUUGUACUGUCAUUAUCUUUUUGCGGUUGUCAAAAAGUAGCUGCAGAGUCCUCUGAAAAUUCCUAAUUUCCUCCAGAAAACACAGUGCCUGAAUUAAAUUUUGUGGGCAUGUUUUUUAUUCAAGCUUGCUCCAAAAAUAGCCGCUGCUUUUUUUUGCACUAGAAGAUAGGAUUCUGUACAAUUAAAUACAAAACUGCUCCUUAAAAAUUUCACUACAAGAUUUAGCUGGAAUCUUUCUGUUGUAGUGUGAGGUAGACCUUUUGUUUUUGUUCAUGUAAAAGGUUUUUAAUCAAGAUCUAUUUUAUUUUAUAGUGAAAUAGAAUGUAGUUUGAGAAGAAAGGCAUAAUAUAUUUUAUAUACAGUUAAAGUACAACCCUGUAGAAGAUGUGAUAAUUUGACGAUAGCUGGAAAUGGCACAACUGAUGAUACUGCUCAAGUUUGCAUGGACCACGGUUUGUUUUUUUUUUUUUUUUUUUUGCCGUUUAAAAAUCGAAAUAUACAUACUGUUUUAUUUCCCAGCACAACUCUAGCUCAGUUUAUGUAACCAGUGUAACUAGUGGUGCAUGCAAACUGCUGGCAAUAUUGAUAAGAACCCCAGGUGGUUUAAUGAAGGUGGGUUUUUAGUGAUUGUUGACUUGUUUACAUUGAAAAAGUUUGUAAUUUUUGCUUUAAAGUGAAGGCAGCCCAUUUUAACCUUAUUUCCAGGUAAAUAUUUUAUCUAUAGGAUACUUCCCCCAACUGCCUGUGUCUGUGGUAAAACAUUUUAGUACUAAAUGUAUUCAUUGAAGGAGUAAUGUUACUGUUCUAUUGUAGUUAGCUGGCCUUAAUUUUUUUCAGCAUAUAGAAAGUGCUAUUUAACUUGUACAUUUAUGCACAACUUUAAAUUUCAAUAAUCCUUUUUAUCAUGUAAGAAUUUAUUUAGUAGGCAUCCCUCAGCUAUUUGUUAUAUUUUCAUGUACCAAGCAGGGCCAGCGAUUAUGGUUAUUUCAUGAAGAGUUAAAAUGUUAGUUCUUAUGGGUGAUUUUUAUGUUUUAAGUCAGUUAAAUGCUGCACAUACAUAUGACUAUAUUUAAGUGAUAUUCUGAGUCAUAAUCACACAUGCUGUUAACGUUUUGAAGUAUGUAACUAUAUUUUUCUGCUUUGUAAUACUAAAUCUCUUGUCUGGAAAUGAAGUCUUUUAAGCUGAGCAUAUACACAAGUGAGAGACUUGCACUCCUUAUGUGGAUUUGUUUUAAUUCUAAAUGACAACAGUCAGUAGAUGUGUGCUAUUCCCUCUGGAGCUGUCCUGGGGACACUCGCUGUGUUAAGUACGUAUUCUUGUUUCUACUGAGCUCUUCAUUAUGCUUUCAUUAGUUGUAAGUUUCAUUCUGAACUAUUUGCUAUCCUUGACAGCCAUGAAACACUUUUUAUUAUAUUACAUAUGAGGAAGUUUUUUUUAUUUAAUUUUUGCCCCUAAUUUACAAGUAGAUUAAUUAAUGCUUAUAUAAUUUUUCAGGGACUUGGAGUUAUGAAGAAAUAGUGAUUAGUUUAUAAGUCUUAGUUUCUUUAGGAGCAUUACAUCAACAUGCCAAGUGAACUAAUUUUACUUUUAAGACAAACAAUAUUGUGGUUUGAUAUGACAUUAGCAUUUUAAAUCCUAUUUUCAAGUGUGAAAAUGUAACUGAGUGUGGUUGUAAAGAAAGUUAGCAUACAGUCAUCCUCAGGAUAAGAACAUGUCGUGUAUUUCGGCGGUUCCCUGUCCUAGUCCUGGUACAUCCCUGUGUAUACUGUAUAUUAAAUGUGUUUAGGGAUCUUUUUUUUUUUCCCUCUCUGUAUUGAGGAAGUAGCUCAGUGACGGAAAGAACCAAGUGUAGGGCUACACCAAGACCGGGCCUGGGAACCUCUCAGCUGUAAUGAAAGAACACUAAUUAAACUUGAACCACUUGAUUCAAAAUACUGUUUUUAUUGCACCUUCUGGAAUGCUGAGUUGAAUAAUGAUCCUCGCAUAUAUGAAGGAAUAUUGUGUGCCUCGGAGAACAGAAUGUUUUAUUUGAAUGUCCACUUGUGUAGUGCAUGGAAGAGAUCCUAGUGACUUUUUUUCACAAUUUGUUGAAAAUCCACUAGACCACAGAAUGGUUUACUACAUGAUGGGCGUAUCUUUUUGGGAAAUUUGUGCACAUUUAUAUAACAGUUUGACUAUAGUUCUAGUUUUCAGAUUUACGAGGGCAUGUAAUCAGAAUGUCAGACAUUUACUUUGUGGAUGAUGAAUUUUAUAGAUCAAG